Molecule: messenger RNA, 264 nt
Organism: Dentiscutata heterogama
Lineage: Eukaryota; Fungi; Glomeromycota; Glomeromycetes; Diversisporales; Gigasporaceae
Source: the annotation of a GenBank genome assembly
AUGAAUAUUUACAAGUUAUCAAUUAUCAUUUUAUUUAUAACACAAUUAAUUUUUACAAAUAAUGUAAUCAUAUGUUAUGCUGAUCAAAAUGAUGAGAAGAGAGAUACUGAACAAAGAUAUUUUAAUUCUGAUAUGGCUACCGGUGUUGUGAUUGGGUUAUCAUUAUCAUUGAUUUCACAAUAUCUAAACACACAAAAGAUUUGUUCUUUCAUACAAAACACAUCAGAUUAUAUUAGAGAAAUAAAAGAAAAAAUCAAGGCUCGA